AGGCGAGCGCGCCCGGCAAGCCCAGGCGUGCCCUUUCCAAGGCAGCGGGCAGAGGCCGUGUCUGUCCCCGCCGGGUCCCGGGCCCCGCGGCCCAUGCUGGGGGCGGAGCCAGGGCGGAGGGCGGCGGCGCGGCCGGCCCCGCGCGGUGAUUGGCGGGCGGCCGGCGGUGGCUGAGGUCUUGGCGGCCGCGCGGGCAACGCAGGCGGAGUCGCGGCUGGCGAACCGAGAGGAUGCUGCUGUCCCUGGUGCUCCACACGUACUCUAUGCGCUACCUGCUCCCCGGCGUCCUUCUGCUGGGCUCGGCGCCCACCUACGUGCUGGCCUGGACGCUGUGGCGGGUGCUGUCCGCGCUGCUGCCCACCCGCCUGUACCAGCGCGUGGACGACCGGCUUUACUGCGUCUACCAGAACAUGGUGCUCUUCUUCUUCGAGAACUACACCGGGGUCCAGAUAUUGCUAUAUGGAGAUUUGCCAAAACAUAAAGAAAAUGUAAUAUAUUUAGCAAAUCAUCAAAGCGCAGUUGACUGGAUUGUGGCAGACAUGCUGGCGGCCCGACAGGACGCCCUUGGACAUGUGCGCUACGUGCUGAAAGACAACUUAAAAUGGCUUCCAUUGUAUGGGUUCUACUUUGCUCAGCAUGGAGGGAUUUAUGUAAAACGAAGUGCCAAAUUUAAUGAUAAAGAAAUGAGAAGCAAGCUUCAGAGCUAUGUGAACGCAGGAACACCAAUGUAUCUUGUGAUUUUCCCAGAAGGAACAAGGUAUACAGCAACACACACAAAACUCCUUUCAGCCAGUCAGGCAUUUGCUGCUCAGCGGGGCCUUGCAGUAUUAAAACACGUGCUGACACCAAGAAUAAAGGCCACUCAUGUUGCUUUUGAUUCUAUGAAGAAUUAUUUAGAUGCAAUUUAUGAUGUCACAGUGGUUUACGAAGGAAAUGAGAGAGGGUCAGGAAAAUACUCAAACCCACCGUCCAUGACUGAGUUUCUCUGCAAGCAGUGCCCAAAGCUUCAUAUUCACUUUGAUCGUAUAGACAGGAAGGAAGUCCCAGGGGAACCGGAACACAUGAAACAGUGGCUUCACAAGCGCUUUGAGAUAAAAGACAAGAUGCUCAUAGAGUUCUACGAUUCACCAGAUCCGGAAAGAAGAAACAAGUUUCCCGGGAAAAGUGUUCAUUCCAGACUAAGUGUCAAGAAAACUUUGCCGUCAGUGUUGAUCUUGGGGAGUUUGACUGCUGUCAUGCUCUUGACAGAGUCUGGAAGGAAACUGUAUAUAGGCACCUGGUUGUAUGGGACCAUCCUUGGCUGCCUGUGGUUUGUCAUUAAAGCAUAAGCAAGUAGCAGGCCGCAGUCACGGGCUCUUAGUGAUGGCUUCACAUUAUAUCCCAUUGUUUCCUGAAUUAAAUACUUUUUUUUUUAAAGCCUUGAUGAUUGAAUACUGGAUAAAGUAGAGUUUGUGACCAUAGCCAACAGCCAACAUGCAUUUGAUUUGGGACAAACACACGUGGCUUUUCAGGUGCUGGGGUUGCUGGAGACAUGGAAGCUAAGUGCAGUUCAUGCUGGUUUUUGUUUUUGUUUUUGUUUUGUUUUGUUUUUUUAUGUUUUCAUGAAUUAAUGUCCACUUGUAAAGAUUAUCAGAUGCUGUCUGUAAUUCAGAAGGUGGUAUUUUAACAUUAGUUUGCAGUGUGUUUUGCUCUUUUGGUUAUCUUCCAUUGGACUACUUGGCAGCUCAGACUCUUAAUACUAAAGUAUUUUAUAUUUUGAAGCUAUGUGAUCCUGGGUUGUUUUGUUGAUUUCUGAAAGUCAAUGAAAGACAUGGUAAUGAUGCUUUUUUUUUUAUGUUCCAAGAAAAAGGUGAGAAGUACUCAUGGCAAAAAAGAUCUGUCUAGUGUAUAUUUUUAUUAUAUUGCUCUAUUUAGCUAAUUUUCUUUAUAUUUGCAAAAUAAUGAAUGUUUCUAAUAUUUAUUAAAAUGAUUAAUUUGCAUACCCCCUAUUCUACAGAGAAUAAUGUGUAAAUUGUCAGAACAGACUUGAAGCUCUGAUAUGACUCUGUCUCCUUUGGCAGAGCUCUUAGUAGCCCAGCUUCUGAGCUACCUGUUCGUACCUCCCAGCACCGGUGCCGUUAAGAACUCAUAAAUGUAAGGGUCCCCAUUAUUUUCAUAUCAGAAUGGACAUCCACAGAGCUCUAAGGUCAUGGAAGUUGGCCAGCAUCUUAUCUGUCCGAGCACGUGCCUUCUGCCUGGCCCUGUCUGCUUUGGCACUGCGUCUGAUCUGGAGUGUAGGUGCUCACGGUCGCUCGCUGUUUGUCUCAGCCCUGGCUCUCUGGCUUUGUGUCCUCCAGUGGUGCUGUUCAUUGCUGGGGUGCAGGUAGUGCUGCCCUGACCCGGAGGGGUAUCUCCCUAGCUCCUGAGGGUGAGUCUCUUGGCUACAUGGCAGUAUUGUGCAUUUGUUUAUGGCAAGAACCAUCAGGAUUGGAUAAGUUUGUUAUUUCUCUUUAGUUUCCAUGGAGCCACACAGUUGUUACAUGGCCCAUGUGAGCAGAGCUACCUUCCAGGAGCAGAUCACACUGUUGUGAGUCGUGGGACAGUGUGUCCUGUGGGAGGAGGCUUUCUAAAGUGUGAUUUGCCAUAUUUCUAUGUUGUGAUUUAAGUGUGAUUGCCUACUAGUCAUUCAAGGAAACAUUUCGGCAAACUUCAUACGGAUUUUUGUCACAAAUGAUUUUGUCACAAAUACCAAUGAUCUAGUUGAACUAGACCAAUUGAAUCACAAUAAAUACAUUUUUUUAAAUUG
Molecule: messenger RNA, 2785 nt
Organism: Apodemus sylvaticus (European woodmouse)
Lineage: Eukaryota; Metazoa; Chordata; Mammalia; Rodentia; Muridae
Gene: Agpat5
Product: 1-acylglycerol-3-phosphate O-acyltransferase 5
Exons: 8
Coding region: 231-1328 (365 amino acids)
Cellular component (GO): endomembrane system; mitochondrion
Molecular function (GO): acyltransferase activity
Source: RefSeq, a predicted model, not a curated record